AAAAUUGUCGCAUGCGCGAAAAAAAAUAAUGGUGCAGCAAUAGGAACGCGUGAUUAUAAAGUUUUUCAAUUUGAAAAGUUUUGAUUCUCAAGAGAGCAAAGAAAAUUUCAAAAUGUGUCCACGAAAGAAACGGUUUCUUCUUAUCAGCUAGAAUUAUCAGUCACUUCAUAUCCUGUAGAUAUUCGCUCAUGUUAUAUCGCAUUUCCAGAAAAAUGUGCUAGGUUAUGUUUACGUGUUUAUGUAAAGGUUAGAAGAAAUAGUUAUGUUAGCCACAAGAGAUGUAAUUUUAAUCUGAUCACAAUUACUAGUUUUGUGUAACGAUACAAAAAUAAAAUCAAAUUAUGGGUUGAGUCGUUUAGAAUAAUUGAUAUAUAUGUAUAUAUGAAUAUAAUUUAUAUAGUAUAAAUAUAUAGUUUAUCAAGAUGAAUGGGAUUAUUCCUGAAAUGGAACAAAUCAUUAGUCAGCUGGAAAGGGGUACUGUAGUGACCAAAUUUUUUUGUAGAAAAAGACCAGAAAAGAAAACUCUUAUGAUAAGAAGAGAAACUAGACAAAUAGUUUGGUCACGAAGUGCAACAUUUAGACCUUUUGAUGGGUCUGUGGAAAUUAGAGAAGUUAAAGAACUUAGGAUAGGAAAACAAUCGAAAGACUUUGAAAAAUGGCCUGAAGAUGCUAAAAGAAUUGAAAAUUUAAGAUGUUUUGUUGUGUAUUAUGGAUCGGAAUUUAGACUGAAAUCUCUUUCCAUAUCUGCUCUUAGUGAGAAAGAAUGUGAGUUAUGGGUUAAAGGAUUACGUCACUUAGUACAAGAUACUAUAAAUGCACCAUAUCCAUUACAAGUUGAAAGAUGGCUCAGAAAAGAGUUCUAUGCAAUGGAAAAUUCUCGUGAAACGGUUACACUAAAGGAUGUAAAAGCAUUUUUGCCUAGAGUUAAUUGUAAAAUUGCCACAAAUAGACUCAGGGAAUUGUUUCAAGAAGUAGAUACAAGAAAUCGAAAUGAGCUCGGUUUUGAUGAUUUUGUUAUCUUGUAUCAUAAGUUAAUGUUUGAUCAAAAUAAUCUUGCAGAUUGGCAUAAACUAUUAAAUUAUUCCAAAACUGGAGAAACAGUCACGCUUCAGGAGUUUCAGAACUUUCUAAUAACCGAACAACAAGACAGCUUAGGGAAAAAUGACUUAGAAGUAUCACGUUUCAUUAGAGAAUAUUUGCAAGAUCCUCAAAGAGAUAUACAAGAACCAUAUUUUACUUUCUCGGAAUUUAUAGAUUUUUUAUUUUCCAAACAAAAUGAUAUUUGGAAUCAAAAAUUUAAUCAAGUUACUCAAGACAUGACUCGCCCUCUUGCACAUUAUUGGAUAGCAUCAUCGCAUAAUACAUACUUAAUGGGAGAUCAGAUUAGUAGCGAAAGCAGUUGUCAGGCCUAUGUACGCGCACUGAGAGCAGGGUGUAGAUGUAUAGAGCUUGAUUGUUGGGAUGGUCCGGAUGGAAUGCCAUUUAUAUUUCACGGACACACUCUCACUACUAAAAUAAAAUUUUUAGAUGUUAUUAAAACUAUUAAGGAACAUGCUUUUAGUACAUCUGAGUAUCCUGUUAUUUUGUCUAUUGAGGAUAAUUGUACUUUACCGCAACAACGUAAAAUGGCAACAACUAUGCAAGAAGUGUUUGGUGACAUGCUGUUAGUGCAGCCUGUUGACAAAAACGAAACCUGUUUACCUUCUCCUUAUGUAUUACGUAGAAAAAUUUUGCUAAAACACAAGAAGCUUCCUGAUGGUGUCGAUGAAUCUUCGUUUCUUGUUCGAAAUGACGAAAGCAGACAAGAGAUGGAUCUUAGAAAUACCGUGAAAAAUGGGAUUCUUUACUUAGAAGAUCCUGUCGAUAGAGAGUGGAAUCCUCAUUUCUUUGUACUGACACAACAGAAGUUAUUUUAUACAGAUACGUUUUCAAGAUCACAAGAAACGGAACAUGACGACGACGAAGAAAGCAGUGUUCGAAGAACGUCGGAUGGUGCGCCAAAUGAUGAGCUACAUUUUGGGGAAAAAUGGUUUCAUGGAAAAUUAGCAAGAGGAAGAGAGGAAGCCGAAGAAUUAUUACGACGUUAUUCGUAUCUCGGAGACGGUACUUUUCUAGUGCGACAGUGUGUCACAUUCGUAGGUGAUUAUUGUUUAUCAUUUUGGCGCAAAGGGAAAGUGAAUCAUUGUCGUAUUAAACUGAAACAAGAAAUGGGCCAGACGCAAUAUUAUCUUAUCGAUACUAAUUGUUUUGACAGUCUGUAUAGUUUAAUUACUCAUUACCGUAAUCAUCCACUUAGGAGCCAAGAAUUUUUAAUUACUUUACAAGAGCCAGUGCCUCAACCGAACAAACACGAGGAAAAAGAAUGGUGGCAUCCCGACUGUACUCGUAUUGCGGCAGAAGAGAUGCUGAAACGUAUACCUACAGACGGUGCAUUCCUAGUGAGACCUAGCGAAAGAGAAAGUAAUUGUUACGCAAUUUCAUUUAGAGCAGAAAAACAGAUAAAACAUUGCAAAAUAAAACUUGAAGGAAGGCUUUUUACCAUGGGAACUGUACAGUUCGAGAGUUUAGUUGAAUUAGUAAAUUAUUACGAACGGCAUCCAUUGUACAAAAAAAUUAAAUUAAGCCAUCCUGUUAAUCAAGAUGUUAUUAGAAGAAUAGGACUGGAUAACGAUGAUGGAUCUGUUUAUGCUAUGCCGGGUUAUAUGGAUCCUACAAGUUUCACAUCAAAAGUUACGGUUAAGGCUAUUUAUGAUUAUAAAGCUAGAAGAGACGACGAAUUAACAUUAGUAAAACAUGCUAUAAUUACUAAUGUUAAUCAACAAAGUGGAGGAUGGUGGAGAGGUGAUUAUGGUGGUAAAAAACAACAUUGGUUUCCUGCCAAUUAUGUAGAACAAAUUAAUCAACAAGAAAAUCAAGGAGAUUCAACAGAUUCUAUGAUGCUCGGCAGUCUGCAGAAAGGUUCAUUGGAUAUCAUGGGUGCUGUGGUAGAAUUAACGGUUGGAGAAAGGGCGGGUUUAGAAUGGAUUUUAAGAAUACAAAAUCCUAGUAUGUGUUCAGUAUUUGAAGUUGCGACGCCAUCAAAAGAUACUGCGUUAGAAUGGAUGUCAAGUAUCAAAGAGACCGCACAAAAUGCAAGCGUUAGGGAAAGUCAACAUAAAGAAAUGGAAAGAGCAUGGAGAAUAGCUAAGGAAAUGUCCAAUCUUAUAGUAUACUGUAGAUCAGUCGCAUUUAACAUAGAACGAAUAAGAGCUAAGGGAUUUACGUUCAACGAAAUGAGCAGUUUUCCUGAAACAAAGGCUGAAAAGUUGAUGUGUCAACAAGAGACUAAGUUUUUUCUAAAAUAUCAUCAGAUUCAAUUUAGUAGAGUUUAUCCAAAAGGACAGCGCUUUGAUUCAUCCAAUUAUAGUCCUAUACCAAUGUGGAAUUCCGGUUGUCAGAUGGUGGCUUUAAAUUAUCAAACUGGAGAUAAAUCGAUGCAAUUAAAUCAAGCUAAAUUUAAAGAAAAUGGCAACUGUGGUUAUCUCUUGAAACCAGAUAUUAUGUUCAGACACAACUUUAAUCCGUAUGAUAAAAGUACAUUGUAUGGUGUUGAAUCGCUUAAAAUUAAUUUAAAAAUUAUCGGAGCAAGACAUUUAAUGAGAUCGGGAAGGGGUAUGGCCAGUCCGUCUGUCGAAGUUGAGAUCGUAGGUGCAGACUACGAUUCUGGAACAAAAUUAACAACAAGAACAAUAUCUGACAAUGGGUUUAAUCCUAUGUGGAAUGAAACAUGUGAAUUUGAGAUAUUCAAUCCAUAUUUUGCUCUUAUACGAUUUUUAGUGCAAGAUGAAGACAUGUUUGGCGAUACUAAUUUUAUAGGACAAGCUACUUACCCGGUGCGUUGUUUGAGAUCGGGAUAUAGAAGUGUUCCAUUAAAAAACAUAUAUAGUGAAGAUCUUGAGCUUGCCUCUUUAUUAGUACAUAUAACUUUAUCGGUAAUAAAAAAUUGCACUUGUUGCACUGAUAUGUAAAACUUAACAUCUAUAUAUAAUUUCAUCUUAUGUAUAAAAAGUAAGAAGUUUUCAAUAGGUAUAAAAUAAAUCAACAUGAGAAUUUUGCGUUAUAUUGGAUAUAUUGGCCAAUUAUAAUUCAGAUUCAAAAGGGUAAGUUAUGUGUGUGUAAAUAAAAUAGGAUUUAUAUGUGCAAGAAUUUACUGAUAAUUUUUACUUUCACGUUCAUUACAGAUAACACAAACUAUCUUGAUUGAUAUACACAUAUCGCAAUGUAGUUUAUGAUAAUAUGUAUACGUAUGUUUAAAAUUAACAGACCGUAGAAGACUGUACAUAUUCAUAUUGAAAUUUAUAUACAUACGCGAAUUACUAGAUCGAUCUAUUCUUCAUCUUGUUUUACAUAUGAGAGACACGAAUUUUAAUAAUUUAUAUAUUUCGUAACAUGCGUUGUUAAGUAUCCGAGACAUAUUGCAUAUCAUAACGACUGAAAUAAUAUUUUAUCUUCCCUUUAAUAAUUAGUUCAUCAAAUUAUUGUUUUAUACUUGUUACUAUUUGUUUAACUAUCUAGAAAAAAAGAGUAACUCUUUCUGUGUGUCGAAAAAAAUGUUCAAUAUAAUUUAGAAGAAAAGUCUAUAAUAAUGUGUGGCGCAAAGACGUUACAACUAGCGUAAUAAAUUGUACGCAUAAUAAACAAGUGAUACAUUUAAUAGAAAAUGCAGAAUGUGGUGCCCGUAUAUAAAUAGUAGUGUGCAAUAAUAGCAAAUGGUUCAUCGUAAUGCUUGCGUAUAAUCUGUGGUUGUUAAUAAUAUACUACAAUAUAGUAACAGAUUUAUGCAAAACAAUUGAAAAACUAGUGGUUAACAAACAAAAAUGAACAUAUUCCAAAACUUUAAAAAUCUCUAAAAUUAAAAUAUACGAAAUAUCUAUUUUUUCUAGUCCAAAGUAGAUGUACGUAUGUAUCAAUAUGUAUGUCAAUAUAUUUCUUAAUUACGUGAUAAGCAAAUAUUUAAUUUUACUAUUAUUAUUAUUCUAUUGUGGAACUUUUUGGCAGAGAAAUAUCUGAAUAAUUAUGCGUACAUACGUAUGUGUAUUCUAUUUUGUUAUAAAUUUACAAUAUUUACCGGUAUACAUCUUUUAUUAUCCAAUUGUACUAUAUAUGUUUUACUAUCUUUUAAUAUCCAAUUGUACUGUACAUGUUGUACUAUCUGAUUUUCUUGAGUGUACACACAAUAUAUUUUUAUCUUUGUAUACACAAAAGGUAUUUUGAAUAGACUUGAAAAAUAUAUCGUGCCUAUACGUAUAUCACAUAUGUGCCGUGAACAAAUGCAAUUAGAUUUCUUUAUUAAGAAGAAAUGUAAAUUAUACGUAGUAAAUUCUUGUUGCAAACACUGCUAAAUAUAUAUAACAAUUUCAUUAAAAAACAUUCUGCAUACAUAUAAAAUCGGUAGUAAACGAUUAAUAAAAACAAGAAGAACAUGUAUGUAGAUAUUAAUAUUUCAUU
Molecule: messenger RNA, 5487 nt
Organism: Pseudomyrmex gracilis
Lineage: Eukaryota; Metazoa; Arthropoda; Insecta; Hymenoptera; Formicidae
Gene: sl
Product: 1-phosphatidylinositol 4,5-bisphosphate phosphodiesterase gamma-1
Exons: 18
Coding region: 423-4007 (1194 amino acids)
Biological process (GO): phospholipid catabolic process; positive regulation of epithelial cell migration; phosphatidylinositol-mediated signaling
Molecular function (GO): protein binding; phosphatidylinositol-4,5-bisphosphate phospholipase C activity; calcium ion binding
Source: RefSeq, a predicted model, not a curated record